Brassica rapa (field mustard) is the source of this 844-nucleotide messenger RNA. RefSeq names its product gamma-glutamylcyclotransferase 2-3. Gene Ontology annotation, cellular component: cytoplasm. Gene Ontology annotation, biological process: glutathione catabolic process. NCBI's taxonomy places the organism in Eukaryota, Viridiplantae, Streptophyta, Magnoliopsida, Brassicales, Brassicaceae. Gene Ontology annotation, molecular function: glutathione specific gamma-glutamylcyclotransferase activity. The record is from RefSeq and is a predicted model, not a curated record.
UGUUAAAGUUCAAUUACAUAUUUUUUGUGACGUCGUUUAAUUACAUGUGAGAAGCAUGUAAUUGGGUCACUUGUCUUCUCCAAUCGGAAUCUUACUCUUUCUCUAUCUCACCUGGAAAAAAUGGCGAUGUGGGUAUUUGGGUACGGAUCUCUAAUUUGGAAAACGGGUUUUCCUUUCGACGAUCGUCUUCCUGGUUUCAUCAAAAACUAUCGCCGUGUUUUCCACCAAGGUAGUACUGAUCAUAGAGGAACCCCUGAAUUCCCGGGAAGAACAGUGACAUUAGAGCCUGCACCUGGAGAAAUCUGUUGGGGAGUUGCUUACAAGAUAACCAAAGAGGAAGACAAAAAAGACGCUUUACUACAUCUGGAAGUGAGGGAGAAGCAAUAUGACCAGAAAGAGUAUCUUGAUUUCUUCAUAGACAUUAAUGACUCAGAACCAGCUGUAUCAGGAGUGAUGGUAUAUAUAGCUUCUUCUGACAAGAAGAGCAACAACAACUACUUAGGACCAGCUCCUUUUGAAGACAUUGCCAAACAGAUAGUAAAAGCGGAAGGACCUUCAGGGCCAAACAGAGACUAUCUGUUCAACCUUGAAGAGGCUCUCGUUCAACUCGGGUUUAAGGAUAAACAUGUCACAGAUCUUGCUACGCAUGUUAGGCUUAUUCUUUCGGCGACUCAGGAUGCCGCCACCAAGGAUGUCUAGAUUCCCUGUGUUUUUUAUUUGUCCGAAAAGAACAAAACUGAAUUGGUAAGAGAUGCUGCUGCAUUGCAUCCCAUAUUCGAUGUGUUAACUAUCAAUCAACUCUAUUGUUAUUCAUAUUUUGAUCACAUCGUGGUAUGGAUUUAAA